Molecule: messenger RNA, 1430 nt
Organism: Musa acuminata AAA Group (dessert banana)
Lineage: Eukaryota; Viridiplantae; Streptophyta; Magnoliopsida; Zingiberales; Musaceae
Product: 5'-adenylylsulfate reductase-like 3
Exons: 4
Coding region: 271-1218 (315 amino acids)
Source: RefSeq, a predicted model, not a curated record
AAACGCCGCGCCUCUCUCACAAAGGCGUAGAGAGAGAGAGAGAGAGAGAGAGAGGCGAAAAAGAAAUCUUUAUAGAUCUCUCCGUCGGCCUCGUCGCGGACAAGAAGAGCUUGGCGGAGCUGAAGUGCACGGGUACCACCGGAACCGUGCUAUCCUGCACCCGUCUCAUCUCCCCUUAUCUUCCCUCGGCGCCCUCUACUUAGGGUUUCCUCCGUGCUUCGCUCUUUUUCCUCUCUCUCGCGCGCUACCUCCGCUUCGUGGAAUCGGAACAUGGAUUGGAACCUUCGGGGCGUGGCGCUCGUCUUCCUGAUCGCCCUUGUUGCCGCAGCGGCUGGCUCGCCGGUCUGCCCCAGGCCCUCUGCCGGAGACUCGAUCAUGGGUCGCCCGGACUCGUGCUGGGAUUUGGAUCCUACGGCAGAGCUUCGUGGUUAUCAGAUCGGCGUGGUUGAGGGAGAUGAAGCUGUUUUGCAGAAGGCAUUGAGUAUAGUGCAGAAGAACAGGGAGGAAUAUGUGGCCCUUCUCUUUUAUGCAUCUUGGUGUCCCUUCUCUAAAAUCUGCCGACCAAAUUUCCAGAUCUUGUCAAACUUGUUCCCAACCAUCCAUCAUUUUGCAUUUGAAGAAUCUGUUAUCAGGCCAAGCAUAAUCUCAAAAUAUGGAGUGCAUGGUUUUCCAACCCUUUUUCUUCUAAAUUCAACUAUGAGGGUGCGGUAUCAUGGCUCACGGAACGUGAAUUCCCUUGUUGCUUUUUACAAUCACAUAACAGGUGUUGGUCCUUCAUCAGUGAAAUCAAUGUCCCUGGAUAAAUUUGUGGACCCACCAAAUGAUACUGAGCCCAAGGAAGAAGACAUGCAAGAAAGCUGCCCGUUCUCAUGGGCAAGAUCACCUGAGAAAUUGCUGCAGCAGGAUGGUUAUUUGGCACUAGCAAGUUGUUUCCUGCUGAUGAGGCUGCUUUAUUUCCUCCUGCCGAGCCUCAAUGCAUGUUUGCAGCGAGCAUGGAGGAGGCAGAUGCGAUAUGCAAGCUUGAUAAAUUUCUGGAAUCACCUGCGGGCAUACACUGAAGAAGCCAAGCAGGGUGUCGGUAGGUUGUACCCAUGCAAGCGAAGCAAUUUGCAGGAAGGGGCAAUGAAUGCAAGGGCUUGGGCUUCCCAGUCCUUAGCCUCGGUCUCCCUUGGCGAACCUAGUUCCGGAAGAGCAUACUCUACAACUGAUAGGAAUUAAGCCAAGAGACUCCUUAACUCUAUGUAUAGUAGAUUUCAUAUUUGAAUCCGACACUAAUUGACGCUAAUUGUUUUGGGUUUUAGUUGUUAUUGGUUGCAACAAUUCUUCCAGCAGCCUCUUCUUCCACACCCUUUUUUCUCUGAAAUAGAUAGAUCUACUCAAACGGUUCUUGAUGGUCUAUCUCAUCUUUUUAUGCUUUGGCUGUUGCUCUA